This is a messenger RNA of Paramecium tetraurelia, 1293 nucleotides long. RefSeq lists its product as uncharacterized. The record is from RefSeq and is a predicted model, not a curated record. The transcript is spliced from 7 exons. Lineage: Eukaryota; Ciliophora; Oligohymenophorea; Peniculida; Parameciidae.
AUGAGUCGAAAUCAAUCGCCACGGAGAUUCUAAAAUGUGUUAGAUAAAUGGCAUUAUAUCAAAUGUUCAGAAAUCAAGAUCCAUUUCUUUGUGAAGAAUCUAUAUAUGGGGAAUCAAACAGAAGAUCAAUUUCUGAAUUUUGUAAAGGACAGAGUGUAGAAGGCGGGUCCUUGCGAAGUGAUUCAGAUUACCGAUAAGAAUUUGAAUGAGCGCACUAUUGAUAUAGCGAUAGGGAUGCGAUAUGAUAAUGAUGCCAAAUUGAUAUACAUUGGAAAGAAACAUAUCAAUUUAGUAUCAAAACAUCAAAGUGAAAAGAAGAUCAUUCCAUUGAUUAGUGAUAUAUUUUUGAUGAUGCUAAGGGAAAAAGGAGAAGUGGACAAAUAAGCACUUGAAGAGAAAUUAAGGUAGCAGAGAUUUGGGGAAAAAAAGAGAGAUCGAUCUAGUAGCCAAGAUUCAUCGAAAUCAGAGAGUCAGGAUAAGAAGAAGAAUGCCAUAGUCUUGAAUUUACAAGUGAUUCCACAACAGAAGACUAUUAUUACGCCUCCAAUUGUAGAUAUCUAGCCUGUGUAAUUGACAAUUCCCAAGGAGACCAUCUAUAUCUUUGGGAUUCCAUAAGAAUUCAAUUUAUAAGAGUGCUUGAUGGAUAUUAAAAAUAGAUUGAAAUUAUAGUAAUUACCAGAGGGAACAUUCAGGAGUGAAAAAUAGUAAGAUCAUAUUUUUGAAUAUUUGGAAGUGCAGUUGGAAAUAUUAUAGAAGAAUGUCUAAUUAAAAAUUAAGAAUGUUCCAUGUCUUAUAUGCUAGAAGAAAAAGAAGUCUGAAUCCUUUUCAGAUAUCCUCAAACAAUAUUAAUUAUUCAUCAAAACACAACAUCCAAUCAAUACAAACAAACUGUUGAGCAUCUUCCAAUAAUAUGGCGACAUUAUUGGAUUAUAUGAAAUACUACUUAAUCAGGAGGAAUCCUCUAAUUCUUAUUGCAUAGUCUACACAUCUGAUCAGUUCAUCAAACAACUGAAACCUCCUGGAUAAAUUGAGAUUCCUGAAGAAAAGACAAUUUGUGAGUAUCGAAUACCUGAUCAAAACGUGGUCUCUUUUCAACGAAUCCCUUAUAAAAGCACUUUACAUGCAUAAAUAUCAAGAGAUUCUAGUAGUUCUAGUAGUAGCAGCUCAUCAUCAUCAUCUUCACGGAGCAGAAGUGAUAGCAACCCUAGAAAAAAAAAAUAAUACAAUAAAAAUAAUUAUAACAAUCGGAAAAGAUAAAACUAUAGGAGAAACAAUAAUUAUUAUGACAAUUGA